AUUUACUACAUAUAUAUAAUAGUUCACACAGGACACUUUCAGCAGGGCUCUGCAAAAGGACAACAGAUCUCAUACUUGCUGCAGCAGGAAACUUGACAUCCAGCCAUGAAAGGCAAGAAUUUCAAAGAUGACCUGGAAUUCCUUUUACAAGGUGUAUCAGAAUUUGACAUCCAGGGUGAGGCUGUGCCAUCUGACAUAUUGGUGCAUGGAUCUUCAGCAUUUCCUAUUGGACUCACCCCAGAUGGAAAGACAUUCCUUGCUGGAGCUUACUUUGGACAGGGACGGGUGAUUGUGACCAGCCAUGAAAGUUACUUGGGCCGUGAAUCACUGUCCACUUUCAUGAUCAAUGCUGUGCAAUGGCUUGAUAAAAGUCAUAAUGGGGUUAUCGGUGUCUUACCUGAACUGAAAGAUGCAUAUAUGCUGCUGAGCAAGUCUGGGCAUCGAUGUCAGUUCACUGAGUUUAUGAAAGACCUAAGUGUCUUUGUCUGCACCUCAUACAGUGAUGCUCGGUCUAAAGACAUCCAGGAAUUCGUUGCUGGAGGUGGUGGUCUUCUGAUUGGGGGACAUGCUUGGUAUUGGGCCCAAAGCAACCCUGGCCGCAAUGUGAUGACAGAUUGCCCUGGAAAUCGUAUCCUCAGUAAGAUGGGAUUGUGCCUCUUAGAUAAAACUGUAAAUGCUGGGUUGUACAAGGCUCCACAUGUUUUCCGAGAUGACAUAGAGUUUCUUUUACAAGGAGUAUCUGAGUUUGACAUCCAAGGUGAGGCUGUACCAUCUGAAGUAUUGGUGCAUGGUCCUUUAGCAUUUCCUGUUGGACUCACUCCGGAUGGAAAGUCAUUCCUGGCUGGAACAUAUUUUGGACAGGGACGAGUAAUUGUGGCCAGCCAUGAAGUCUAUCUAGGCCGUGAAUCUCUGUCCACUUUCAUGAUCAAUGCUGUUCAGUGGCUUGAUAAAAGGCGUACUGGGGUUAUUGGAGUCUCACCUGAUAUUAAAGAGGCCUACUGUCUGCUGAGCAAGUCAGGACUAGAGUGCAGGUUGACUGGUUUAGAGAAGGGCCUGAGUGUCUUUGUCUGUACAUCAUACAGUGAUGCUCAGUGUAAAGAGGUCCAGGAAUUUGUUGCCAGCGGUGGCGGCCUCCUGAUUGGUGGACAUGCUUGGUGGUGGGCCCACUGCAACCCUGGUAGCAAUGUGAUGACAGAUUGCCCUGGAAAUCGCAUUCUGGGCAAGAUGGGAUUGUAUCUACUGGACACAACUGUGAAAGCUGGGUUGUACAAGGCCCCACAGCUUUUCAGCUAUGCUCUAGAAUUCCUUUUACAAGGAGUUUCUGAGUUUGACAUUCAAGGCGAGGCUGUACCGUCUGAGAUAUUGGUGCAUGGUCCUUCAGCAUUUCCUAUUGGACUCACUCCAGAUGGAAAGGCAUUCCUUGCUGGGGCUUACUUUGGACAGGGCCGUUUAAUUGUGGCCAGCCAUGAAGUCUAUCUAGGCCGUGAAUCACUGUCCACUUUCAUGAUCAAUGCUGUCCUCUGGCUUCAUAGAAAACCUAAUGGGGUUAUUGGAGUCUUACCUGAACUUAAGGAGGCCUACUGUCUGCUGAACAGUGUGGGACUACAGUGUGAGUUGACUGGGUUUAAGGAAGACCUAAGUGUCUUUGUCUGCACCUCCUACAGCGAUGCUCAGCCUAAAGAGAUCCAGGAAUUUGUUGCUGGUGGUGGUGGCCUCCUGAUUGGGGGACAUGCUUGGUGGUGGGGCUCUUGUAAUCCUGGCCGCAAUGUUCUGACAGAUUGCCCUGGAAAUCAUAUCCUCAGCAAGAUGGGAUUGAGCCUCUCGGAUAAAACUGUGAAUGCUGGGAAGUACACAGCACCACAGGUGAAGCAACAUGGCAUUUCCUCUAUACAGAUUUAUAAUUUCCAGGAUUUGCUUCAGCAUUUUGCACAACAUGUGCUUCAGGGUCAGCAGCUGGGAGAUUAUGAACAGCAAUUUCUGAAGAAGCUUGGCAGUGAUUGUGUCAGUUAUCUCCGCAUGCAGGCAUUCGACUGUGACAUGUAUAAGUCAGUAGUUGCACUUCUCACAGACAUAGUUAAGGCAGGCUUUCCACAGGUGUCUCCUACACGUCCUGUUAUAAGUGCAAAGGAUCACCUGCUCCUCCAGGUGGGGACAGAGUUAUCCAGGCUCUGCAAAGACACCGAUGAACUUCUGUCAUACCUCAUCAUAGACACACCUAAACUACCAACUGUGUUCAAUGCAAGAGUCUGGAUCAGUGCUAACACAGCAGAUGAUGAAGAAUGGAUAGGUACAGGUCUGUAUCUUUCUCCUGGAAUGAAGACCAACAUUACAGUGCCUGGGACAAUCACAGGAAAGGGUUGGCAGGUGCAGAUUGGCUGUCAAACAGAUGACAUAAGCAGGGCAGAUGAACUGAAACGAGCUCCGGUGGUGUUUGUACGUUUCCCUUUGGAAAAAGAGAAUCUGCAAGUCUGGAAUCUGUGGGGAGGACUCAUAUACCUGAUCGCACCUCCUAGAACUACAGUACCUGAGAUGGAGGUCGUCAUACAGACAGCUGUAAAAGCACCGUACUACAAGUCUGGAGAGACCAGCGUAUCUGACUGGGUCGCUGAGAUCCGUAAAGCACCAGCACCUUGGGCAGAGCUGGAGUUUGAGAAUCUCAUCAUCACCUUGCCAUCAGAUGUGAUACGACACCUGGACCGUCCAGACGAAGUGGCCGCUCUCUGGGAUUCCAUUAUGAGGAGUGUAGCUGACUUGGCCGCUAAGCCUGCAAAGUUUACCCGCAAGGAACGCUUCGUCGCUGAUGUUCAGAUCUCAGCUGGCUUUAUGCAUGCAGGUUACCCCAUUAUGAUGCACUCUAGGUCUGCCUCUGACUUGGUGAAACCAUAUGCUGCUGGUAAAAGUGAUUUUUGGGGCCCAGUCCAUGAAUUGGGCCAUAACCAGCAACGCUCAGUCUGGGAGUUCCCACCACACACUACUGAAUGUACCUGUAACCUGUGGUCUGUAUAUGUACAUGAGGUGGUGCUGGGUGUGAACAGGGCAAACGCUCAUGGGGCAAUGACAGCAGACGAACGACGGAGCCGAAUUAAGAGAUACAUCGAAGGAGGUCGACAUCUGGAGGACUGGAAUGUUUGGACAGCACUGGAGACUUACAUGCAGCUGCAAGAAAAGUUUGGCUGGGAUGCCUUCAAGAAAGUCUUUGCAGCUUACCAUGACAUGAAGAACAUACCAAGAGACAACAGUGGCAAGAUGAACCUGUACGCUGAGACCUUCUCCAAGGCCGUAAGGAGGAAUCUGGUCUCCUUCUUCAAAGCCUGGGGCUGGCCCAUCCAGCGCAGCACUGAAGAGAAGCUGUCCAGCCUGCCUGAAUGGCGUGACCAUCCUCUCGUCCAGUAUGAAUAGCUGAAAUGUCAAUGUUUCAUGGAGAAUAGUGUCUGUCUCAGGAUAUAAACAUUUCAUGGUUCAGAUAGUCCUCAGAAAUCAUUUAAAGAGUAUACGUGUAUUUUAAAAUGAUUUUUCUCAGUUUAUUUCUCUAAAAUGUUUUCACAUAGAUACGUUUAUGAAUGGCAUUUGCUUUUGGCAGGAGUCAAAAUCAGUCUUUUCGGAUCAUGUUUACGUUACUGGUGGUUUAAUAGUUGACCUGUGACUGAUUCUAAAUGCAGUUCCCUUUAGGAAGCAAAGUCAUCAGGUUUUAAUCCUAAUGGUUCUUUGUUCAGCAGGGCCUUUUCCCUGCAGGUUUUAGGGUCCUCUGUGAAAUUACACCAGGGUUUUCCUUGUAAACUCAGACUAAACACGAGGAAUUGAGAAUAUUAAAAUAGCACAUUAUCUAAUAUAAUCUUUCUGUCUUUAACAUGUUCAUUACUGUAAUAAAAUCAUCAUCAUCAUUUGCCACUAUCAGAAAGAAUCAGUUUAAUGCUAAAAAGCAAUAUGAUGCACCAGAGUCACAUUUACUUAUAGAAUACAUGUUUAAAAUGAUUCUUUUUUACUUUGUUUGCCUGUAAAUUAUGCAUCUUAAUCAUUUUGCUUUCACCACUGUGCCUUACAACAUGCUCAGUAUGUGCAAAUAUAUAACAAUCUGCACAUUUGGAUUGGAUUAUUGGUUAAAUAUAAGACAAUGACACUGUAAUGC
Messenger RNA from Colossoma macropomum (tambaqui), 4126 nucleotides. RefSeq names its product TRPM8 channel-associated factor homolog. Bases 106 to 3399 code for a protein of 1097 amino acids. NCBI's taxonomy places the organism in Eukaryota, Metazoa, Chordata, Actinopteri, Characiformes, Serrasalmidae. The record is from RefSeq and is a predicted model, not a curated record. The transcript has 7 exons.